Messenger RNA from Spirometra erinaceieuropaei, 519 nucleotides. NCBI's taxonomy places the organism in Eukaryota, Metazoa, Platyhelminthes, Cestoda, Diphyllobothriidea, Diphyllobothriidae. The record is from the annotation of a GenBank genome assembly.
AUGGUUUCACCGUCAGCUGAAGGCCUCGUUACGCGCGCAGACAAUCUGGAGGACUGGGUGGACCAUAUAACCCCGGUCUUGUUGAGUAUCCUCUCCUCUCUCAAGUCGAACUCUUACUGCUCCGCCGCUGAACUGGUGUUCAGCGCCACCGUCCGACUGUCCGGUGAGGUGAGCUCGCCGACCCCGCGAGAUACGGUUGAGGAUCCUACCAACCUCCUACACCGUCUCCGGCAAGUCAUGCUGACAUUCUCCCUUGUUCCGCCCAGGCCGUUCGUCUCCGAAUCUUACCUCAAGAAAAACCCGUCGACAUGCUCUUACGUCCAUCCCCGAUGGGAUCGGGCCCGCCGGCCACUGGGACCACCCUGUGACGGCCCCUUCCGAGUUAUCUCACGUGGGACGAAGACCUUCCGCGUCCAACACGGAGCUGGCGUGUGGCCGCCAAACAUACUCACUCUUCCCUUGUGUCCUCUGUAUGCAUCCCACGUAGUGGAUGCCAUGUGCAUUUUCCUGGCCGUUUGA